AUGUCGCGCAAUUCAUUCGACGAGGGUGAUGACCAAAUCACACCUCUAGCCCGCAGAAUGACUGCCACCGACGAAGGCAACCGCGUUCUGCAAAUGGGCAACAUGGCAGCCGCUCGCCGCAAGAACAGUAUCCACCGUACCAGUCCUCCUUCCGACCUCAAUCGCAACCGCUCUCCCAACUCCAAUGACCCCCACAAAGUCGUGAUACCCGACGAGUUGCCCGCGCGCAGCAAGACCACCGGCGGCGGCAUGUCACGCUCCAAAUCCAUGAAGCAAGCACUAGGCAGAGCAAUGAGUGUACGCCAGGAACCACACCAACCCCACAACAUCUCAAACACUGGCUUUGCGCCUUCGCGAUCAAAGUCGUUGCGCGCACCGCCACCUCCCCGUUUGCAUCUUCGCAGACAGCAAGAAGCAGGCAAGGAUGGAGUCAUGGAACCUGUUCCUGUGCCUGAUUUCCCUUCGCCGGGAAGAGCGCCUAGAGGCCAGAGAAUCUUUGAUCCGCAAACGAUUGCUGAGGAUGAAGGUGUGGAUGUGGAGAAGACUGGUGGGUGGGCGGUUGACAGGAAGACACAGAAGAAGUUGGAUGAUGAGAGGGCUAGGAUGGAAGAGCAGGAGCGUCAGGCAGUGUUCAGUGGCGAGGAUGGGGAUAUCAAGCACAACAGGACGGGCAGACAACGAAGCAAGAGUUUCAAGGAGUUCUUCAAGAGAGGAUGA
Aureobasidium melanogenum CBS 110374 is the source of this 717-nucleotide messenger RNA. RefSeq lists its product as uncharacterized. The record is from RefSeq and is a predicted model, not a curated record. The transcript has a single exon. NCBI's taxonomy places the organism in Eukaryota, Fungi, Ascomycota, Dothideomycetes, Dothideales, Saccotheciaceae. Bases 1 to 717 code for a protein of 238 amino acids.